AUGCGCUACGACCUGACCGCCAAAGAUUCCGAGAUGGACGGCCACAUGACGCAUGGAUGGACUCAGCAGGAGAUUGCAGCCGCCCAAGAGGGAGGAUUCAUGACCCCCGAAAAAAUGCGGAGGUUGAAUUGGGAAGUUCAAGGAGACUUGAGGCAGGACGAAGAGGAUCUGCUCAAGGGGCCCCAGGUUGCUCGACAGGCCAAACUUCGAGGACACCGUGCUGCCACUUCCAUGUCGCUUGAAAGUGGUUGGGAUUUCCAAAAGGCCGAGGACAGAAAAGCUUGCAUUCGAAAGGUCAUGGAGGAGGACCCCUUUUGUUUAGUGCUUGCAUUUCCAUGUGGGCCGUGGUCACCGCUCACACGUCUUCGUGCCAGCUCCACAUUGGACGAGAGGCGACAACAGGGUAGAGUUUUGUUGAACUUUGCACUUUUGUUGGCCCGGAUUCGGAUGAAGAGAGGAGCACAUGUUUUGUUGGAGAAUCCGCGUUGUUCUUUAGCAUGGAGCCUUCCGGAGCUUGCGCAAUUUGUUGAGCAGCCCAACAUUGAGUGUGUUGAUUUUGAUCAGUGUGCAUUCAAGUUGAGAAGCGUUGAUGGUUUGUUGCACAAGAAGCCUACGAGGAUUGCCACAUCAUCAUCAUGCAUUGCUGAUGAACUCCAAGGCAUGGUGUGCUCCCGAGACCAUGCACACCAGCCGGUUAUUGGUGGCUCCAAAAUCACCAGUCGAGCAGGGCAUUAUCCGGUUGCUCUUGCGAAGGCCAUUGUCAGAGGUCUUGAGAAACAGUUUCAUGUUGAUCAUGGCCGCUGCCGAGAGGUGCUUGCAGUUGAUGGGGCGGAGGAGGAACGGUCAGAUGAUGGAGGAGAUUCGGUGAUGGACCCCUUCAAUUCUGAGUCAGAGAUUUCUUCCAUGGAUGAGGAAGGGUCAUCAGAGACAAAGAUCCCUUCAGCCAUUCGCCUAGCUGUCAAGCGUUUGAGAACACUGGACACAGCUUUGGUGUUGUCAGGAGCUCCCAAGGAGGUGGUGUUGGCUGCCAAAUCCUUGAAGUGCAGUAUUUGCGAUGAAAAGAAACGCCCGAAGAGCAGGAGGCCGACUUCUUUGCCCACGCCAAAAGAUGUCUCCGACCAGGUCCACCUGGAUAUCUUUGAAAGCGUUGAUGUUUCAGAACAACGUUUCUACAUUGUGCAUUGUAUUGAUUGGACCAGUCGUUUUCAGAUGGCAGAAGUUCUGGAGACAAAAGACUCUGAUAGCAUUGUCAACUGGUUCCAAGAGAGGUGGAUGAGCAUAUUUGGCCCACCACGGGUCAUUGUCGCUGACCAAGGGCGCGAGUUCGUGUCCUGGGUUUUCCAAGAGAUGUGCGACCGCCAUUCAAUCCUUUUGCACCACAUCCCAGUGCAGGCACCAUGGUGCAAUGGUGUAUGUGAGAGAGGAGGUGGGAUACUGAAAGGUUUGCUGGAGUGUUGCGUCAAGAGUCGUUCAGUUGCAGGGCUUGCAGACAUGAAAGUUGCGUUGCAAGAGUGCGUGUUAGCAUACAAUGCAGAUAUCAAUGAACUUGGUGUCAGUCCAGCACAAGCAGCGAUUGGUCGACAGCCACGGAUGAUUGGCGAUGUUCUUGGAAACUUUGGUCAGAGGUUGGCAGAGCAUGGUUUGAUAGAUGGCCGCCCUUCAUUGGCCAGACAAGUCGCCCUUCGUGAGACAGCCCGCAUUGCAAUGACGCGACUCCACUUUUCCAAAUGGAUUCGCAAGGCAGAAUUGGCAAGGUCUAGAAGCUCCACGAUGACACAACAGCUGGAGCCGGGUGACAUUGUGUAUUUUUGGAGGGAGCCCAAAUACAAUUCUCGCACUUCGCCUUCCAAGAAGCGGUUGUCAUUGAGGAGAUGGCGUGGGCCAGCUUUGUUGGUGGCGUUGGAAGGGCAUAAUGCAGGAUAUGUGUCCUUCAAGGGACAGCUGUCGAAACAGAUUUCAGCUGAUGUUAUUCAAGCCCUCGAUGGCAGUCGGUUGGAUUUUGGAAGUGAGUUGCCAGCAUCCAAUUUGAGUCGAAGAGCAUCAGCUAUGUCCUCAGCUGCUCGUGCACAUUCAAGGCAAUCGAGUGGUGCAGCACCUGGCACACCCGUGCCUGCCUUGAUCACCGGUGCCAGUCAGGUUCCGGGUACCCCACCUUUGAGCAGCCGAAUGGAGGAGUCAGUUGAAGCGGCCCGAGAGCUUGAGGCCAUGGGCAGGAAACGUGCAGCAGAGCUGGAAGCUGAAACACUUCGUGAAGGUUCUGGUUUUGAGGCUCAUGUUGCCACCACAGUGCUCAAGAGCAUAUUGAAGACCAAGAAUGACUUAGUGUCACAGUAUGCCAAAGCUCACAAGAAUGACAGUCCCGUGGAGCCACAGUCACCACACUAUGUGGACACCCUGGAAGCUGACAUUCGUGAUGGGUUGAUGCACCCGUUGAAAGCCAUACAGCAGCAAGUCGACCGUGACAAGCAAAGCCCAGAGCUGGUUGAAGUACAGGAUCAUGGGAGCUGGUCAGGUCAGUGGCCUUUGCCGUCCAGGAGCUCUUGGAUGGCACAUGAAACGUGCUGCGCGCUGUGGCCUUCUGGUGGACACGAAGUCAAUGCAGCGAAAACCGCCAGACGUGAGGUCAAGUGGAGGAACAUUCCCCUUCACGAGCGUGAUGCCUACCGCCAAGCUGCGGAAACAGGAUGGAAAGUGCAGACCGACAAUGGAGCGUUCGAGAUUUUGACAGAUGCUGAAGCUCACAAGGUCAGAGCCCGGUUGAAGGCAGCAGGACAGUUGAACAAAAUCUUGACUCCCAGGUACAUCUACACCGAUAAGAAUGACGGGUUGAGGUCGGACAGCAAUCCACUACCGUUGCUUGCAAAUGCCCGGGUUGUCAUCCCGGGAUAUCAGGACGAGACUGCAUAUGCUGUGCGCAAAGAUGCGCCAACAAGUUCAAGAUGUUCACAACAUAUCUUGUUCAUUACAGCUGCAGCCAAAGGAUGGACAUUAUGGUCAGCAGACGUAAAAUCGGCAUUCCUCAAAGGAGAGUUGUUCCAAGAGGGCGAACGUGAGUUAUACAUUGGAAACAUCAGGGCUACGUCGCCAGAUGAGCCGUUGUUGCCCUUCAGCCCUCACGGACUAGCCAAAGUCCGGAAAGGAGUGUUCGGAUUAGCUGACUCGCCCAGACGUUGGUAUUUGCGUUUGAACAAGUCAUUGACAAAACUUGGUUGGUUGCGAAGCAGCAUGGAUGCAGCGCAAUGGUUCCUCAAGAGUCCCGAUGGAACAUUGGAUGGGAUCGUCGUGAGCCACGUCGAUGACCUGCUCAGGGCCGGAACGGCCAAAGCCCAUGCGACACUCAAGGCAUUGGGUGAAGAGUUGGGUUUCGGUUCAUUGGAAACUGGCAGCUUCACAUAUUGUGGAAAGUUGGUGCAACAGUUGCCUGAGAAAAGCAUUGAAGUUAGCGUGCGUGCAUAUCACGAAAACAUGCAGCCAGUUUCCGUGCCCAUUCACCGCAAGAAGCAGUUGGAUGCACAGCUCACACCUUCAGAGCAUCGCCAGUUCGACAACGAGCUUCAAGCGGAAUGGAGAAUCCUGGAAGACAAGGUCAGGGACGGGAAGCUAGAAAAGAUAGGCGGUGAGAAGUGCGAUAGUGCUGUGCGGCUGAGUCAGUGCAUUCGAGCCUUUGCAGUCCUAGGCAAGUCGCAGUUGUCUCCCGCCCAAUUGGCCGCUGCACAGCUGGUGCAGGGAGACUGGAGUGGCAGCCAGGGACGUGCGCAGCUGGCGAAGGUGUUGGAGCUGGCGAGCCAGAACUCCGAGUGGGCCUUGGGCCAGGAAGAGGAGGUGCAGGAGAAGAGUGUCGCGCCAGACGAGUGCAUCGUCUUCCGACAGCUUCGAGAAAGAAAAGGUGGUGCUGGACCCACAGGCGGCAUGGAUGACGAUGAGGACUUCCAUGCUGCGCGGGGCGCUACCAUCGCGCAGGCUGCGGCGGAUGGCGCUCUCUUUGCGGAGCGCCUGGCCAAGGUGCAGCAGAUGACAGGCCUGGCAGACCCUGUCUAUGUGGAAGCGUUCCUCCAGGUCCACUCCUUCGACCUGAUGUUGGAGCUUUUAGUGGUGAACCGAACCAAUGAGACGCUGCAGAAUGUCCUGGUCGAGCUCAGCACGCAGGGGGACCUGAAGCUCGUGGAUCGACCGUCAGCAGUGACGCUUUCAGCAGGCCAGCAAAUGACGCUGCAUGCUUCAAUCAAGGUUGCGUCCACUGAAACGGGCAUCAUCUUUGGAUACGUCACCUUCGAAAAGAAGAGUGCUGCAGAUAAGGAGUGCUCAGUCCUGAACGAACUGCACGUGGAUAUCCUAGAUUAUAUCGAGCGUUCGUGGAUCAACGAGCUGGCCUUCCGUACGAUGUGGUCCGAAUUUGAGUGGGAGAACAAGGUCAACAUCAACACCUCCAUCACUGAGGUGGGCACCUUUCUGGAGCACAUCAUGCGAAAUACCAAUAUGUCGAUUGUGGGAAGUGAAAAGAACCAGAAAAAGGGCAAACUCACUGCAGAAGAUGUGCAAGAUAUGCUUCGAGAUGCUGAUGCGCUCGCGAACAUCUCCAUCGAGAAGCUUCCCGAUGGGAAGCUCACAGGCGGAACGGCGAGUCGUUGGAACGAUGGGGUUCUGAUUCCAAAAUCCAGGAGUCGAAGUUUCUUUUGGGCCGUGGUUCAUUGGGGAAGAAAGGAAGACAGUAUAAAGAAGAAAAGCCAAGCAAAACAAAACACAUAA
Molecule: messenger RNA, 4746 nt
Organism: Durusdinium trenchii
Lineage: Eukaryota; Dinophyceae; Suessiales; Symbiodiniaceae
Source: the annotation of a GenBank genome assembly